AUGAAAGAGUCCACGCAAGAGAGCUCCAUUUGUAUCACGGCCCCAAUGUCAAGAAUCUCAUCCAACUCACCUGCCCAGGGUGCCGCUUCCAACAGUAGCAAUGACUCCAGCACUGGCAUCUCUCCCGUUGACUCCUCCGUUGGGUCGGAUCCAAGUGUCAAUAAGGCCUCCGCCCAGAAGAGACCUCGGACAAAUGAGCCCGACGUUGAUUCCGACAAAAGCUCAAUCAAACGCCAACGCAACACCAUUGCAUCUCGCAAAUACCGACAAAAGCGCCUUGAUCGCCUUGCUGAUCUAGAGAAGCGCCUUGAUAUUAUGACAACCGAACGGGACAGCUUGAGAAUAAAACUAGCCAGGCGGGAGGCGGAAGUGGAUGCGUUGCGAAACAUUCUUUCUACGGGUCGUUGA
Messenger RNA from Clonostachys rhizophaga, 408 nucleotides. Lineage: Eukaryota; Fungi; Ascomycota; Sordariomycetes; Hypocreales; Bionectriaceae. The record is from the annotation of a GenBank genome assembly.